Messenger RNA from Antrostomus carolinensis (chuck-will's-widow), 510 nucleotides. RefSeq names its product interleukin-17F. The coding region runs from base 1 to 510 and encodes 169 amino acids. Gene Ontology annotation, cellular component: extracellular region. The transcript is spliced from 3 exons. The record is from RefSeq and is a predicted model, not a curated record. Lineage: Eukaryota; Metazoa; Chordata; Aves; Caprimulgiformes; Caprimulgidae. Gene Ontology annotation, molecular function: cytokine activity. Gene Ontology annotation, biological process: inflammatory response.
AUGACUUUUGCCAGCUACGCUGCGGUGUUCAGAUCACUGCUUUUCAUGCUGGUUCUAGCACUAACUGUAAGGAGCUCACCCCAUGGGAGGGUAGUUCAUCCUCAACCCAGCAAGGAUGGUGGCUCUGUGAGGCUUAGUGAAGAUUGCCUGAAUCAAAAAGAUCUCAAAUUCCCUACAACGGUGAAAGUUGAUGUUCGUAUCAGCAAUUCAAAUCAUGCCUUCAGGAUGGUCCACGAUGUCAGGAACCGGUCUCUUGCUCCUUGGGAUUACAGGCUCGAUGAGGAUCCCAACCGCUUCCCCCAGGUGAUCGCUAACGCCGAGUGCCGCCUCUCCGGCUGUGUGAACCCACUGGGGCAGGAGGACCACAGCCUCAACUCCGUCCCCAUCAGACAGGAGAUCCUUGUCCUCCGGCGGCAGCAGAAGGGCUGUCUGCCCACCUACCGCCUGGAGAAGAAAGUCAUCACCGUGGGCUGCACAUGUGUCACUCCAGUCAUCCACCACCAGUCCUAG